AUGACUGAUGAAGAAGAAGAAUCCACCAGUGUACCUCAACACGUGUCUCGGCUAAACGUGCCACCACAAAGAGUCCGAACACGACACAAAAGCAGUAGUAGGGCUCGAUCACUUUCUAAAGGACAACCUCACGAAGACAGCCCUCAUUCUGAGAGCAGAGCCUCCUCACAUACUCGCCAUUACCGUGUGCAGCGAUCUGAACUAGGAAAAGGUGUAAUUUAUUUACCGAAGGAAUUCAACCCCGUCGCUUCUAUACAAGCUUUGGAGGCACUAGACCAUUUUAGAACAAAAUGUUUCUUUAGUAAAGCCGAAGACAAAUCUAAAGAAACGGUGACAACACUAAAUUAUUUUCCCGUCCAACAGGAAGUCAAAAAGCUGAGUAGUACCACAAAAGAUUCUUCUGAAGACACAGCGUUCACCAAUCACAUAUUUCUCGCGUCCUACGAUCAAAGUUAUUUUAAAAGGUUUAGUCAGGACGCCCAUUUAGAGUCUGCAACGAAAGAAAGGAAGGCCAGAUCUUUUAAUUCGAGAUAUACAACGGAUGCUAGCGUUUAUAAACAGUUCGUAACGGAGAGUCGUCGUCAGGAUAUGUUAGUUAUCGGGUGCCUUAUUGUUGAAAUUUUCUUACAUCAAUAUAUGAGACCAUUGAGGAGUAACAACGAUAGCUUCAUGGAUCGGUACAAUAGCUGUAGGACUGUCUUAAAAUAUAAUUUUAAUGUAUUACCCAAAUGUGUUAGUUACAUAACAUCUUUAUUGUUAAACGUUCAACCUCCAAGUUUAAGCUUUAAAAAUCAAUUGUCUCCCAAAGACGAGUCAUUUAAAAAGAUAAUAGUUACCGAUAAAGGUUUGCCUCCGCCGACUGCGUCUCAGUUGCUACAGCCAUUGCUAAUGCAGCACCUCAUACCAUUCCCGCAGACCUUCAAUAUCUUAUACAAACUUCUUUCCACUCUUCAUGAAUACGAACUGACAAGCAACGAAUUAAAUAUAUUGUUUAUGUACGAAUGUGAUGGGACUCAAUGUGAGAAAUAUCAGAGUAUUGAUAAGACAAAAUUGCAGUUUAAUCAACAAAUAGCUGAAGGGAAAAUCCAAUCUUGUGUGACGCAUUUAGACGUUCUUUUGAGUCAGCUCACAUGUUACAACCAGUUUGAUGUCCUCGACAUAUUUGUCAUGCAUUACGUAGAUCUGUUACGUAAUCGAGAAACAUCAGUGUUAGCUGCAUGGUACUUGUUCGAUACUGUAAGCAAAGCUCUGGGACAAGCCGCAACGAAAAAGAAACUUCUAAAACACAUAUUGUACCUUUACGAAGACGAAGAUGUAACAGGCGAAAAACAAACGCGUCACAAAUUAACAGAUGUCGACGUAUCCAUAGAAGCUACAGUUUUGUCGAACAAGCAAAAGUUCGUAAAAUUAUACCAUAACAUUUUUCUUCUGCAAUUGAUGGUAAGGCUGGGCCUGCAAUGUUUCCUAGACAAUUUCACUCAACAUCUCGUAGAAGCAGUAGGUGGUUAUAGAGAUGAUAAUUCAUCAGCGGUUGGGUCUCCUGGACAUCUAUGUAACAGUAAAUCAGCAGCCAACAAGAAACCUAGAUACUCUGACGAUAAUGUUAAAAGUGCUCUGUCGACCACUACUGAUAUAUUCUCUCCAGAUACAUCAUACGGUUCAGAGCACAUCGCGACGCCCAAUGUAGAAAAGUGUCUGGUCGAUGUGCCCGAGACUUUGAAGGAAAAGGAUAGCGGCGACACAAGGAUAAGCGACAGUGAUUUGUUCCAUUUCGAAAGCGAUAGAGAUAGGUUACCUAGUCGAAAUAUUAGAAGCAAAUCACCAUCAGAAUCUAUCGACUCUUGUCACUCUAAUCCUCCAAACGAAACAGUCCUACAUUCUCCCUCGUCAUCGACAGAAGUAUUUUCACCGGCUACCUCGAAAUAUUUCACGCCCCAUUCUAAUACCCAAGAUUUGACUUUGAUAGUUAAUAAUCCACCUGAAGCGACUCCAGAAAAUUCCAACAAACCAAUGUCACCUACUAUAGACAUUCCAACGAAAACAAUGUUCACAAGCUAUUUGCACUUUGCCAACGAUGAAUCUAGGUCGGAUGAAGUGGAGGGUGUACCCUAUUCGAGGCAAAUUAAAAGUCUUGAACUGGAUAGGAAUUUAGAAGGGUAUCAUGCUCAGACUUCUCGUAGCUGCACUGAUGUUAUCAGCGACCCAUGCAAGGACUAUACUCCGUGCAAAAUUUCUGAUAUGAGUUCCGAAAGUUUGAUUUGGUUGGCUCACCGAUUGGGACCAGUACUUACAUGUAGAUAUAUAGCUAGAAAUUUGCUCAAAAUGCUGACUUUGUGCUACAUUGGAAAGGAUAACCUUACUUUGUGGGAAGGGGAAGAAAAGGAUGAGUUUGAUGAGAUAUCUAUUGUAGAAUGUCGCGUUGUUGGCGACAGGAAUGCCAGAAAAGUCAUAAAGUGCCUCACUUCUAUUGUAGCUAUGUACGGGGAGCAGCUGAUAAUAUUCCAGUAUCUUCCUCAUAUGGGGGAACUGAUAGCUUCAUGCCGUCGCCGGCUGUCAGCCCCAUUGGAAGGAGGUGUAGUCGCCUGUCUUCAACUAGUCAAAUAUCUUCUGCCUUACAUGUCCGAUGUGAAGGUCAUGGAACAAUUAUUAGACACAUUCCUAAAGUCAAUCUUGCAACCAGCGCUGCGCCUAGCGUCUACUAGUCGUUGUUCAUAUCCCAGUGGCGCUGUAGCGAGAUCAGCUCUUGCUCGUAAGCUGCUUGAAGCGCUACAUGUUCUAGCUCUUCGCAUUGGACCCGAGAUGACACGCAUGCACCUUUGCGUACAUGCUUUGCAGAGAUUUUUCUUAGCAUUCGACAAAGCGACUGGAAAGACUGAAAAUUGGCCAAAACAAGAGGAUACUAAUCCUGAGAAGAGUUCGGAGGAGUGUUUAGACCCGGCGGACGGUAUAGUGGAGUUGUGCCGUGAUGGUUCUACAUGCGAAUGGCGCGUUCGUGAGGGGCGCGUGCUCCGCGCGGACUUGCCGGACCUCGCUUGCAGUCCGCCCGCUACACACGAUCGGUCCGCAGACUCCACCGCCCUCACGGCCCAGGAAGAGUUAUUAAUGGUGUUCGAUGAAGAGCUCGCUUACAAAGCGUACACAACGUUCGCCGAUUUCGUGGGCGCGGAUGCUAUGGAGCAGUGUCUCAAGAACGGUGAUACGAUACGUUCACUUUGUCGCAAAUAUGAACAGACUCACUGCAUAAGCUCUCCCCUAAUAAUCAGAUCGGAGAAACGCGUUCAGACCUCGUUUAGUGACGAGCCGAUUAGCCGAAAGACGAUCGAUAUAACGCCGACGAAGGCCGAUCUCUCCGACCACAUGUCCGGCUCAAACAGUUUUGGUUCGAACGUGACCUUGGUCGGUAACAGAAUCGAUGUGGCAGCUGAACCAGUGGCAACGGCUAAAGGAUUGGACGUGGUCGCUUGCCAGAUAGAUAACGGACCCAAAAGUAAUAGACAUCUUCGCGGCGACUGGCUUAUAUACUGGGAACACGAGAUUGGCCGUCCAGAUAAAGAGAACCGUUUCAAUUUGAAACAGAUCAAGCUGCAGACGUUCAUCGGUCACACGCAGGCGGUAAAGUCCAUACACUGUCUGGACAACGAGCAUAGCUUCAUGAGCGGCUCGAAGGACAAGACCGUACGCUUGUGGUCCCUACGGAAUCAGGGCGAUGGUAAUGCAUCAACUCUAUGUAAUUGGACAUAUACAGGUCAUAAGAAGGGCGUGUUGUCACUCACAUUCCUCGAUUCGUUGCGGCUAGCGGUCUCUACCGAUUCAGUGGUACACAUAUGGGAUCCGUUUAUGGAGAGUGUUGUGUCGCAGUUGGACAAUAUAAAAGUGCCAGUGAGUAUAGUGCGCACGUUGGGUGGCGCGUCGACCGCUGUACUGGCGGCCACAACUGACGCCACGCUCAAGUUCAUAGACGCGCGCGCAUGCAAUCACACGCACGAUCUAAAGUUGCCGAUGAGCACGUCCACGUUCGUCCGUUGUAUGUGUGUGUGCGGUGAGGGGGGGUGGGCGGCGUGCGGGCUCGCCAGCGGUCACGUGGCCGUCAUAGAUCUGCGUACAGGCCUCCCGCUCGCACACUGGAAGGCGCAUGACGGAGAGGUACUAAGGUUGGCGGUGGUGGAUGAACACAGACUGUUGAGUUCUGGUCUCGACCAAGCCACGGCGCUUUGGAGGCCCGACGACGGUGAACUUAUUGCACAUCUCAAAGGUAACACAGAACCUGUCCACUGUCUCUCCGUGUACUAUAACGAGCUGAUCUCCGGCACCACUAACAAUCGGAUAGGUGUACACACUUCACUAGGCACGGACGCGUCAUUCUCCAGUACUAGACUACGGUCGGAUACGUUCAGGGGAGUGUUGACCUGCCUCGCCACUUUACCCUUGAAUCGGCUAUUGUUAUUGGGAAGUGACACGGGUACUAUUAGUUUACUUUGCUGAGUGCUCUUGUUGGAAAACUAAGGUGCUGUGGCGCAGUAGCGUAAAUUGAUCACUUAACUGUUUUGAGAAAAGCAUUUUCAAUUGUUCAUAUGAUCAUAUUAAAUCACUAUCAGGUUUGGUUUUCCCAAAUAAGUGUUGUUAAAUAAAGAAGGGAACAUAUUUUUAUUCAUAUAUUUGGAUUGCCCGCGAUAACAUUCAGUCGCGUGACAUUUUGAGUUGUGACGUCACUUAACAAUAAUGUCUAUAUAAUAAUAAUUAAUUUAGACGAACUAGGAUC
Diatraea saccharalis (sugarcane borer) is the source of this 4759-nucleotide messenger RNA. NCBI's taxonomy places the organism in Eukaryota, Metazoa, Arthropoda, Insecta, Lepidoptera, Crambidae. The record is from the annotation of a GenBank genome assembly.